This is a messenger RNA of Chinchilla lanigera (long-tailed chinchilla), 5102 nucleotides long. RefSeq names its product FERM domain containing 6 (gene Frmd6). The coding region runs from base 324 to 2195 and encodes 623 amino acids. The transcript is spliced from 14 exons. The record is from RefSeq and is a predicted model, not a curated record. Gene Ontology annotation, biological process: positive regulation of hippo signaling. NCBI's taxonomy places the organism in Eukaryota, Metazoa, Chordata, Mammalia, Rodentia, Chinchillidae. Gene Ontology annotation, cellular component: cytoskeleton; cytoplasmic side of apical plasma membrane.
UUUGCCCUGCCAGGCAAGGAGAGCAAGGGUGCAAAUGCAGCUCCCUCCUGUGUAGUUUAAGCAGGGAGUCUACGGGGAGCUCCCUGGCCUGGAGGAGAAGUGCUCUUGCUGGAUUCACACCAAGGUGUCCUGUGGCUCUGUGACGAUAGAGGUGGACCAGCCCAGAAAAAACAGAUGAGCUAUGAAACCUCUAUAGUUAAAACAGCAGGAUGCGUCUCCUGUUGGGUGUGUGAUGAGAGGAGUUUGGCAUUGGAGUGCUGGGAACCUGAGCAGCUGCUGAGGACGCAGAGCCCAGCCUUGACCAUCAGCGAGCCCACAACACAAUGAACAAACUGAACUUCCAUAACAACAGAGUCAUGCAAGACCGCCGAAGUGUGUGCAUUUUCCUUCCCAAUGAUGAGUCCCUGAAUAUCAUCAUAAAUGUUAAAAUUCUGUGUCAACAGUUGCUGGUCCAGGUGUGUGACCUGCUCCGGCUAAAGGAUGGCCACCUCUUCGGACUCAGUGUUAUACAAAAUAAUGAACAUGUAUAUAUGGAAAUGCAGCAAAAGCUUUAUAAAUAUUGUCCAAAAGAAUGGAAGAAAGAAGCCAGCAAGGUACGCCAAUACGAAGUCACUUGGGGCAUCGACCAGUUUGGGCCUCCCAUGAUUAUACAUUUCCGAGUACAAUACUACGUGGAAAAUGGCAGAUUGAUCAGUGACAGAGCAGCAAGAUACUAUUAUUACUGGCACCUGAGAAAACAAGUCCUUCACUCCCAGUGUGUGCUCCGAGAGGAGGCCUACUUCCUACUGGCAGCCUUCGCCCUGCAGGCUGAUCUCGGGAACUUCAAAAGGAAUAAGCACUAUGGAAAAUACUUCGAGCCAGAGGCUUACUUCCCGUCUUGGGUUGUUUCCAAGAGGGGGAAGGACUACAUCCUGAAGCACAUUCCAAACAUGCACAAAGAUCAGUUUGCACUGACUGCUUCCGAGGCCCAUCUUAAAUAUAUCAAAGAAGCUGUCCGACUAGAUGAUGUCGCCGUUCAUUACUACAGAUUGUAUAAGGAUAAAAGGGAGAUUGAAGCUUCACUGACGCUCGGAUUGACCAUGCGAGGAAUACAGAUUUUUCAGAAUCUUGAUGAAGAGAAGCAAUUACUGUAUGAUUUUCCCUGGACAAAUGUUGGAAAGUUGGUAUUUGUGGGCAAGAAGUUUGAGAUCUUGCCAGACGGCUUGCCCUCCGCCAGGAAGCUCAUAUACUACACGGGGUGCCCCAUGCGCUCCAGACACCUCUUGCAGCUUCUCAGCAACAGCCACCGCCUCUACAUGAAUCUACAGCCGGUCCUGCGCCACAUCCGGAAGCUGGAGGAAAACGAAGAGAAGAAGCAGUACCGGGAAUCGUACAUCAGCGACAACCUGGACCUGGACAUGGACCAGCUGGAGAAGCGCUCGCGGGCCAGCGGGAGCAGCGCGGGCAGCGUGAAGCACAAGCGCCUGUCCCGGCAUUCCACCACCAGCCACAGCAGCUCGCACACCUCGGGCAUCGAGGCGGACACCAAGCCCCGGGACACAGGGCCGGAGGACAGCUACUCCGGCAGCGCCAUCCACCGGAAGCUGAAGACCUGCAGCUCAAUGACCAGCCACGGCAGCUCCCACACCUCGGGGGUGGAGAGCGGCGGCAAAGAUCGGCUGGAGGAGGACUCACAGGACGAUGGUAAAAUUGAGAUGUUGGUGGACGACCCCAGAGACCUGGAGCCCAUGCAUGAAGACUCUCUGGAAGUCAGCCCAGACAUGUGCAUCUACAUCACGGAGGACAUGCUCGUGUCGAGGAAGCUAAAUGGACACUCUGGGUUGAUUGUGAAAGAAAUCGGUUCUUCCACCUCCAGCUCUUCAGAAACGGUGGUCAAACUCCGCGGCCAGAGUACUGAUUCCCUUCCACAGACUAUAUGUCGAAAACCAAAGACUUCCACCGACCGACACAGCUUGAGUCUCGAUGACAUCAGACUUUACCAGAAAGACUUCCUGCGCAUCACAGGUCUGUGUCAGGACACCGCGCAGAGUUACACCUUCGGGUGUGGCCACGAACUGGACGCUGAAGGGCUCUACUGCAACAGCUGCCUGGCACAGCAGUGCGUCAAUAUACAAGAUGCUUUUCCAGUCAAAAGAACCAGCAAAUACUUCUCUCUGGAUCUCACGCGCGAUGAGGUUCCGGAGUUUGUUGUAUAAAAUGCACCUGCGCGCAGCCUUGAGGGGAGCCAGCUCCUUUGCUGGAGGCCACAGGAGUCCUGGGUUCGUUACGGAUUACUUGUGCCAUAUUGUCUUUACCCUGAACAUAGCUCUUUCUUUAUAAUAUUUGUGAUGGAAACAAAAGCCUUGGGACAGUUGCACUUUAAGUAUUAUGCAAAGUAAAAAGAACUAGAGAAUGUACAGCAAGACAAGUGCCCAUGUAUUGACUCUUUGGAAGAAAACGUGCUUUACUGGUUUGAAGCCUUUAGACUGUCAGAGUGUGGUAUUUGUUGCCCAUUUGUGAUUUCUUUCAUCAGUUAAACAUAGCAACUCUUUCUCACAUGAAAGAUGUUAGGCUUGUUUGCUUGUACGCUUUAACCCCUCCCUUAUGAAAUGUUCAUGGUUUGAAGGAGGAGAGAGGGCAGGGUCUCUCUCUGAAGGAAAUGUGCUUUACUGCUCUGCAGCCUUUACAUUGUUGGAGUGAGGUAUUUAUUGCUCACUUUUUUUUUUUUUACUUCAGUUAAACUUCACUUUUUUAUCAUGUUAGGCUUAUCUGUUCACCUGAACAUAUUUUUACCCCUCCCUCAUGAAACGUUCGUGGUUUGAGGGAGGAGAGAGAGCAGGGUCUCUCAUCGGAAUGGAGAGACCUCUGCUUGGUGCAUAGCCAUUGCUGCCUCCCCGAGGCUGUCCCAAAGUGAACACUAGCGGAACGAUCAAACUGCGUUAUGAUAGCAAGCCAAAGAUACGUACAGAACAGGAGCACCCGCUCAGGGCCAAGAUGAUGCGACUUAAGCAAUAACCAGAAGACUGUGUGUGCUGUGAUGUCUUGUGACCCCUCACGUCCUCUUCCAGAAAGCGCUCGGGUUCAGUCGAGUUCCUCAUCGUGUGACAGAUCAGUGACGCUCAUGACCGAACUCAUUUUGUGGAGUUUACAAACUGGUGUCUGUUGAAACAAGAAUAGUUGGAUUUUUUGUUGUUUUUAGUUAACAAAAUCAAGUUACGGUAAUGCUAGUUUCUGCUUAACCAGAAUACCCUAACUGUGUAUAUGUUUUACACCUAAAAGCACAUGGACUUGUGCGUGUCUGUCUGAGUUUCAAGCCUCCCAGCUCUUCAUCUGGGCUCCCACGACUGCGUCGCGCACAUAGAAUUCCUUCUUCAGCAUGGAGGAGACCUCGCUGAACGAAAGCCGCCCACAGAGAAUCGGUGUGUACAGUGUAUGUUAGGAGUGACUUUCCUCAUGUGGCUUCGGCCAUGGUCCUCAAGUCUGAGUGCGUGAUAGGAUUCCUUGAGGAGCUUUCAAAAAGUAACAAUACCUGCAUCCCACCCCCGACCAGUUAAACCAGUCUCUUGUGGGCAGCACCCAGGUGGAGUUGCCUUUUCUUUUAGAGUUUUCUACAUGGAGCUAAUACACAACAGGUUUGGAGACCGCCGACCCACAGGGUGUCAUUUGUGAACUUUUGAAGUGAAAGUGUACAGAAGAGGUGUCUGAGAAAGGGCCAUUUUUAAGAUGCUGACUGCUGUGCUGCUGCGACAAUUACAAUGAAAUGAGUUGGGGGCGUGAACGCGUUAGUUAGCCUUCUGAUGUACAGUGCAAACGCUGCUCACACUUCACACAACUUCAUAGCACAAUGUCUUUCUACAGGAUGUUUUUAAUGAUUUCGUAUUUUACAGCAUUUGUUUACCAUAUUUUGAUACACCAUUUUUGCUAUCUGCCAGGUUUUAUUAAAACUAUGUAUUAUUUUCUAAAGAAACACUCAUAUUUUUGUACAAAAGUAUGUUUUCAGGUACCAAGAAAUAGCUAUAAGGUAAAGCGGGACAUAACAUAACUCGGUGUUAGCUGUGUGUGGGAGCUGGUUCUAAGCCAGUGGUGCCUGGGACCAAGGCCACCAGUGCGGAGCGCAGCGCCCUGAGUGCCUCAUCCGGAGAGUCUCACCUGACACUUUAAAAGAAAAGAAAAAGGUCUGCGUAGUUCUACAUUCAUGAAAUUAUUUUGCUUUUAGUAAAUGCUUUAAUAAGAAAAAAAAAAAACCAAAGUUUCAGAUAACAGAAUGUACAAAAGUAUCUCACCCUGUAGAUAGGAAGGGAUCGUUUAAUGACUGUUUCUCUUCUCGGUCCCUAAGUAAUCCACCAUUUCUUACCGAGCAGUGGUGGUGAACCUACCCCUUGAGUGCCACAGUGGGCUUUGUAUCGUUCAAAACUCGAGAAGGUUUGCCGUCACUGCAUGAUGCCUAAGACACAAAUCCUGGUGUCCUGGUACCCCAAAAGCUCAGAUCAUAAUGCCGUGCAUUUUCUUAGCCCUUACUAUUUCUUGCAAAAACAUAAAAAAAAAAAAAAAAAAGAAGUAUUUACAUGCACAGGUAGUGCUUUAUACUUUUUCUCUACUCCAGCCAGAAUCGUGUCUUCAGGAUUUUGCCAGCAUUGGUGAUUUUGUGCACCCUCUUUCUAAUUGGAUUUAUCCGUAGUCUGUGGGUUUUCAGAACUGAAACAUCCCAGGAACCAUUUUUCCUUUUUGACCUACUGAUUGCAGCAGAAUUAUAUAUAUGUGUGUAUGUGUGUAUAUGAAAAUCCACUUUGAAUAAUCUACAUUUUUGUAUUUGGAAAUUGUUUUAAAAACUAAACAAGGAAAAUAAAAGUAUAAAGCUGUUAUUUAUUCUGCAUUUGUUACAUAUCCUGUAGUAAGUAUACCAGUUUGGUAUAUAUUGCCUCUAUACAUCAUUUACAUUUGUAUUUGCAAGAAUGAACUUUAUAGCUACAUAAACUGUAAAUAAUCCUUUCUGUGAAAGGAUCAUACCGGCAUGAUACCAAAAGUAUGUAAAGAAGAAGCCCACGUUGUUUUGUAAUUAUUUCUUACUGGCAUUUCAUGGUUAAGCUUAGCCGUCAAUAAAGUUACUUUCUUUUUGCCUUUAA